This is a messenger RNA of Drosophila nasuta, 3712 nucleotides long. Its product is annotated as pneumococcal serine-rich repeat protein. The record is from RefSeq and is a predicted model, not a curated record. The transcript is spliced from 5 exons. Lineage: Eukaryota; Metazoa; Arthropoda; Insecta; Diptera; Drosophilidae. Bases 37 to 2640 code for a protein of 867 amino acids.
UAUUUUCAAAAACACUUGCGGUCACGCUGGUUAGACAUGAGCGAUAACGAUUAUCGUUUCGGUUUUGGCAAAGAUAAAAUUAAAAUAAAUAAAUUAAAACAUGACGGCUUGUGGCGACUAAAUCUCAAUAAUAACAACAAUCUUGUGGAGUUCAACAACGUGACGCAGAAUUUCGUCAGCCCCGAUGGCCGCGAGGAGGAGGACCAGGCAAAACUGCAGUGGACAAUGGCAAAAGCGAAACAGAAACAACAGACAACAACAACAGCAGCAGCUGCCACAGCAACAACAACAGGAACGGCAGCAGCAACAACAACAGCAACAAUAGGCGCUGUUGCUGUUACGCCCACUUGUGUUGCACACCACAUCGAGGACGAGGGCGGAGGAGAUGAAGGCGCAGGAAGUCUCUGCUGCGCUGCUGCAGCUGACGACGUCGACUGCGCUGCUGCAGUCAACGCUGGCAGCAGUGAUAAGCUGAAUGGAUUCGAUGUUGGCGCUGCCUACGCGUUGACUGCGCUGCCGCCGCUAAAUUGUGACUUGGCAGCCGCAACAGCUGCAACUGCAACACUGGCUGCGGCUGCCUCCGCACUCUCGCCCACCGAUGCAGCCGUUGGCGGUUUGAGCUCCAGUCGCACCUCGAUGAACUCCACCGAGAAUCUGAGCUAUGCCAGCGAUAAUUAUUAUGGCGACGAUCUCAUCUUACUCGACGAUGAUGAUGACGACGACGAUGUGGAUGCCGAGGAGAUAUCGUUGAACUCGGAUGAUUGUGUCUAUGCAUAUCGUGGUGAUGCUGCUGACUAUGACAUGGCUGCCUUGGAUGCCAGCACUGGACGUGGCGGACGCAAAUUGGAUUUCAGUUUGCUGCGCGACGAUGAAACCGAUUUCUUGGAAAUGGACUUCGAACCGGAUCCCUCAUCGGAGCUAGAGUUUGCCGCUAAUGGAGCACAAGAAGCCGCUGCAGCUGUGGCAGCGGGACAUGCAAAUCUGUUGCUCAUGCAGCGCGAUUAUAGUCAGUUGCAGCACGGCGGUCGACAGUUGUAUAGUUCGCCCAUUGAGGAGUUAUCACAGCCACAGGAGGCGCUGCAACGUUUGAGCAAGAAGUUUGCACGCAUUAGCUUGAAUUUGGAUCAAAUCAAAACCGAUGCAGAUGCCGGCUCCGAUGUGGAUGCCGAUGAGCUGCUUUGCGGCAGCAAGGCGGACAAUGAUGAAGACGGUUAUGCGGAUACAACGGCAACAGAAGCAGCUGCUGCUGCCAACACAACGUUGGCACAUUCGUUGCCCAGCACAUUGGUUUACAGCAGCUUUAGUCGCAGCACCAGCGUGCCCAGUGAGCAUGUUUUAAAUGCUGAGCAGUCGUCGUGCAACUCGAAGCUAACGGGCGCUAAACCCAAGCGUCUAAGCACGCUUUCCAACUCCUCUUCGUUGGUAUCAGCGGGCAAGAGUUGUGGCUCCUCUUCGACUUCCAAGUCGCGUCGUUCACAGCCCAGUUUCGAUGAACGUUGCUACAGCUGCACCGACUUUCGAGCCGUAUCCCUGCAACAUCAGCAGCUGCAGCAGCAGCAACAACAACAGCAGCAAUCUGAUGUGGCACCAAUGCUGGUGGCUGCUGCAGCUGUUGUGGCCGCCAGCGCAGCCAUGGCCAGCAAUUCGACACAGUUUGACUUGGGAAGCGGCGAGGAGACGUGUUUGGAUUGUCUGGAGAAGGAGUUUCUGGCCAACACCAUUGGCAAAGCAUUGGAUCUGAGCAGCUGCUCCAAGUGUCGCCGUCGCAUUGGUAGCCGAGGCAGCAGUAUCUCGCUCUAUGCUCGGGCGGAGCAGACUCGUUGUCGCAGCGGUUCGCCGGGUUACUUAGAUAAGUUUGGCGGUCUCUUCAGUUGGCACAAUUCGCCGGUUGGCGCCGCUUGUGGCGGAGGAGGUGGCGGCGGUGACAUUGGCCAUUACAACCAAAGGUUUAUUUCGUGUGAUAAUAAUUUCGGCGGCGUGCAGCUGCCCAAGCAAAGCUUUUCGACUGAACCGCUGGUGGCGCGCCUGUCGACGGCGCAUCUGAGUGAGGAGCAUCUGGUGCAGGCGCUGGACAAACUUCACGUUUCCUACAAUGCAUCUCUGCUGCAUGGCUACUUUGAGCAGCUGUCAGCGCCUUCGCAACCAGAUACGGAUGUUGGCAAUUUGAAGCAGCUGCUGUUGCAUGUCUCCAAGCGGCAGUGUAAUCAUCGCAAACUCAAGAAGCUGAUCGCACUGAUCACUCAGCAGCAGCAACAGGAACCGCCACAGCAGCAGCAACAACUCAAUGUGCAAUUCAAGCGGAGCAACGCAGGCAAUGCGGCUUUCGUACCAGUGAAGGUAACUGAAAUAUUGGCAGCCUGGAAACGCCAUCCCGAUCUCUCUGUGCUCCGGCAAUUGGAUGCGCGCUUCCAUCGCGCCAAUGUGAUGGGUAAAAUUGGACACAUUGUGCGACAGGCGCAACAUCAACAACCGGCUUCGUCAUCUGCAGCAGCAGCAGCAGCUGCAACAACUUCUGCAUCCGCUUCAGCUUCAGCAGCGGCAUCUACUUCAAUCUCAUCCACGCGACUCGCGCUGCCCGAAUUCAUCAUGAUACCACAGUAUUACGCCUGUGGUGAAUUAACAUUGACGCGCAAAUGUUAGAAGACUCGUCACACACACACACACCCAGACACUUAGACACACUCACUACCAAACACAUACACGCACACUCACCACAAGAAAAUGUUUAUGCGUGGUUGCGUUUUGUUGUUUUCUUUUCAAAGAAAUUGAGAUAUUAUUAACUGCUAAAAGUGCAAUUUGCAUGUUUCCCUGCCCCCAUAACAUUUCGACCAAAGAAAUCUAUGUUGAAUAAAUGUAAACUGAUGACAUUUAACAUUCUGUUCAAAUAUUCUGAUCAAUAUUGCAAGUGAAAUUAUAGUUUAAGCUCUCUCUUUAAUCUCAUUACUUAUAACUAUGCUAUUCAAUUAAUGUUGUUUGUUAACUAUUAUGCGCCAAAUGAGUAUUGUAACAGAAACAGAUAAAGAUCAGUUUGCAAAUUGUACGCUGCCAACGCUGCCUAUUUACCAAUUAAGCGACCACGCAUAAAAUAAUCCUUACAUAGUUGUAUCGCAAUCUUAGAAACGGGGUUUUUGGAAAGAGGUUUUUUGAAGUCGUCCGUAGUCGAUAAAGUUAGGCGCGUGAAUUUCUGUGUAUGUGUUAAUAACGUUAUUCACAAUAACCGUUAAUCAAUUUGCAAUAUUUAUAUAGUACCAUAAUAUGUGUGUGCCACGCCCACAAGUAAAUUAUAUCACAAUAUAUAUAAAACGUAUGCAUACAAAAUUAUAAUUACAAAAUAUUAUUGUAUAGCGUAUAUAGCUUAGCUUGUAUACUAAACUCUAAAACUAACGAAAAACAAAAAACUACAACUAAAUUACAAUAUCUUAAGUAGCCAAGUAAACUCGCACACUCAUACACAUAAUCUUGUCGUUUACACGAUCAACUAUUCGUGAUAUGUAUUAAUAUAAAAAGCAAACAAGAAUGUUCUUUAAUUUGAAAUCACGAUAAACGACUUCACCACACACACAAACACAAACAACAACGCACACAUGCUCAUUAGAUUGCGUGACCAGGAAAAGGACGAGGACGAACACAAGGAGAAGCAUCAGCUCUUUCAAACCCCCAAAAACCCAAUCCCCAAGAAUGCGAUCAAUGGUGAGAAUAUAAUGUUUUGUUU